This is a messenger RNA of Camellia sinensis, 1730 nucleotides long. NCBI's taxonomy places the organism in Eukaryota, Viridiplantae, Streptophyta, Magnoliopsida, Ericales, Theaceae. The record is from RefSeq and is a predicted model, not a curated record.
AUGCCGAGAUUACCAUGUUGCCAAGACUUGGAAGAUAAUAAAGUGGCAGGAACUUCGGCAUCACCUGCCACCUCGGCCUCUUCGUCUUCGACUUCCUCUCCUUCUUCUUCUUCUUCUUUCUUCCCAGAUGUAUGGACAUGGAUUCAGAACCUCCCAGCAAUCACUCAAUGGAGAAAAGAUUCCAUGUCCAUAUGCAUAUGUUGUUUAAGCUCAUCCCAACCAUCUCUCAAACUCUCCAUAUCCAAAAACCCCCAAUCUUCUUCCCUCUCCUUCUCAAUUCUCGCAGAUUACAACCUCCCAAUCUCUCUCUGGACCUCAAAACCAUUCAAACUCAACUCCAAAUUCACAAACUCAAUCGACGAAGAAACCAUCUCUAAUCUCUUCGUCAAUUUCAUCGAAGACGUCCUCAAUUACUGCCCUAAUAGAACCACAUCGUUCCUCAGAAUCCCCCAAAUCAAUUCAUCGAACAACUUCAAAGACAUCUUCAACGUCUCGUUUCUGACUCUAACUUUCCUGAUUUGCAUCUACGAAGCUCCCGCAGAUCUCCGGUCGGAAAGUCUUAACGUUCUGAAAAAUCAACUCGCGUGUCCGCGAUCGAGAGAGACGACGAAGCUAUUGGCCAGACUCGUGGGGUCGAGUUUGGAAGAGCAGUGGAUGAGAUCGGUAAAUCUCGCGAUCACGAAUUGGAUUGUGGAGCUUCAAGCCAUGCUCAAUCAUAGCAUCAAAACUCCAUCGCCUCUGUUUUCGUACGGAGUUUCGAAUGUUGGGUUGUGGAAAGUUCAACUGUAUUGUCCUGUGAUUGCCAUGAAUGUUGAGAAAUCGACCAAUCCUCCUCCUGAUGAGCGAUUGUGGUUUUCUUUGAACUAUCACCAGCUUGAGGGGGUGAUUCAAUUGAAUUACAAAGUGAUUGUUCGAGAGAAGUGGGUUGACGUGAUGGUGAACGUAGAUAACAUAAGGUGCGACAUUAUCCGACUUGUAACCGAGACUCUCAUGACCGAGCGAGGAGCCGGAACAUCCGAAAAACACUUCCCCUCACGAAUCUCUCUACAGCUCACUCCCCAAACCAACGUUCUAACCGUAUCAGUAACCAAGUCCUCGGACAACCCAACAAGGGAAAUCGACCAAGAAAAAACCCUCGAAGGCUCGUUCAUUCAACCAAACUCACUGGGACUCAAGAUUUCAGCUGUAGAAACCAUGACAACUACCUUAAAGCCAUGGAAAUUUGAGCAAUCCGUCUACGGUGACACAGCAAACCUAAACUGGUUUCUCCACGACAGUGUAGAUGGAAGAGAAGUGUUUUCAUCAAAGCCUUCGAAGAUGGCAAUGAUACAGCCCAAGGCGUGGUUUAAGAACCGGUACUCGAGUGUGUACAGGCCAUUUACAAGGCAAGGAGGGGUGGUGUUUGCGAACGAUGAGUAUGGAGAGACUGUGGGGUGGAAGGUGGAGAGGAGUGAGUUGGGGAAGGUGAUGGAGUGGGAAAUGAGAGGGUGGAUUUGGUUAACUUAUUGGCCCAAUAAGCAUUGGAGUUUUUAUAGUGAAACUAGGAGGUUGGAGUUUAGAGAAAUUCUUCAACUUACACUUUCUUAGAUAUACUACUAUGGAAAAUAAUUUGCAUGGGAAUUAACUUGUAGUUUGUGUUUUAUGUUUGCUGAAUAAAUGUCUUGAUCUUACCUAGAGGGAGUUUCGCAUUGAAUUUCUUGGGAGUUUUCGAUUUCAAAUAUGCUAUGGAC